This is a messenger RNA of Talaromyces rugulosus, 1149 nucleotides long. RefSeq lists its product as uncharacterized. Lineage: Eukaryota; Fungi; Ascomycota; Eurotiomycetes; Eurotiales; Trichocomaceae. The transcript has 2 exons. The record is from RefSeq and is a predicted model, not a curated record. The coding region runs from base 1 to 1149 and encodes 382 amino acids.
AUGGACGGGCAGGCGCGAUCGACGCUGAUUAGACGGCGGCGAGACGGCUUGGCGCGGGAUUUCGCUGCGAUUGCCGCAAAACUUGAUAUUCGAUAUAACUCUACAACAGAUUUUAUAUCACGAGUGCUCGACUAUAUCGACAUAUACUUCAACGCAAUGGGCUGGUUCUGGGGCAGCUCGACGCCGAGCGAUCCCACCAAGAAGCUCGAUCCUGAACUGCGAGACUAUCUGCAACAAGAAAAGCCAGCUCCCUACACAACGACAUCUUCAGCAUCUCGACUAGCAGCAAACGAAUCACAAACAACACAUAACCCCUCCGCUUCCUCCUCCUCCUCCUCCUCCUCCUCAUCAUCAACAGAAAACCCCGUCCCCGCCGCUUCACAAUUCCCAGACGGCCGAUAUGCACACCUGUGGAAAACGUACAAGCCGCUGGCCGACAUCGAGGGCGCACAACCACAGGCGGCCGCUGAGCGCGCCAUCAAUGCAUUCAAGAACCGCAAGGAUACCGUGCACGACGCGGCCAUGGAGAACUGCGCGCUGGAACAUGAGUCGCUAAUGACCUGCUUUCACAAGGGCGACUGGUGGAGUCUGGUCAAGGCAAAGGCGACCAUGUGUGGCGACGAGAAUAGGAAGUUCUCGCGGUGCUAUACUACACAAGCUAAAUUUUUGCAAGCCCUUGGAUAUGCGGCGUCGACCGAUUGGGACGCUCACAAAGAAGAGCGCAUCCAGCUGCACGCCGACAAGCUCUAUCACCAGAUGCUCGACUACGAGCAGCGUGCGGCCGAGGCACGCGCUGCCGGGCGAGAGCCGCCUCCAAUCACCUCUCUUUUCCGACCAGAAGCUCGGCCAGUUCCCUCACAUAUUAUUCACAGCGCCGACAGUGGGAAUCAAAAUGACCAGAAGGAUAUGGUAGUUGUCCCCGGCGGCGAAAAGCUCCCCGAGGGCUACACGCCGCACACACCGCUCAAAGACCUCACGCCGCACGAACGCGAACUAGCGAUUCGAUCGGUCAAUGCCGAGAUUGAGCAGAAUAGGGCGUAUGCGGACGAGGCAAUGCCGUUUGUGCAGAAGCAGCAAGAGGCCCGCGCGAGGAGACAGGAGAGGGCCAAGGGGUGGUUUGGCGAGACGAUUGGCAAGUGGAUUACCUAG